Anthonomus grandis grandis is the source of this 1097-nucleotide messenger RNA. RefSeq names its product U-scoloptoxin(05)-Sm1a (gene bou). Bases 139 to 699 code for a protein of 186 amino acids. The transcript has 4 exons. Lineage: Eukaryota; Metazoa; Arthropoda; Insecta; Coleoptera; Curculionidae. The record is from RefSeq and is a predicted model, not a curated record. Gene Ontology annotation, biological process: sleep; positive regulation of voltage-gated potassium channel activity; regulation of synaptic transmission, cholinergic.
CAUUUCUUACGUCAAAAAGACCCGUAGAGGGGUGACGAAGGGAAAGAGGCGCGGUUGAUCCGUUUAUGUUUUGUUGACAAAUUUAACCAAAUAAGUUACAUUUUAAUAAUUUGAUUUCCUAAACCCCCCUCGAAAACCAUGCACUGCAAACAUUUAUUAUACCUGACCACCUUUGUAGUUAUCGUUGCAAAAUCUACAGCAUUAAAUUGCUUUCAAUGCAAUGGCAGCGACCCAACACACCCAUUUCAAUGCAAUGAGUGGCUCGGGUCCGAUAUAGAUCUCACACCUACACCUUGCGAUGAAGUUUAUGGAGCUAAAUAUUGUAUUAAACAUACAGGGCGUUUCGAAGGCGACUCACUAAUGUGUUACCAAUGUUCUGGAUCAGAAACGAUGGACUGUUCUGACGCAAUGAUACACAUGGAGGGAAUUGAGCCGAAAAGUUGUGACCAUGUGUUUGAGGCUCAGUAUUGCAUAAAAACCACUAGUCUUUAUGGAGGGAUAGGUACCAAAAGGUUCUGUUCAUCCCUGGACCUUGGGAACUACUGCAACUAUGUCCAACAGCCCGGUGAUAAAUUAGAAUACAGAUCAUGUGUCUACACUUGUACUGGGGAUGGCUGUAAUCCUGCUUCUACAGUGACUUCUCACUUGAGUUUAGUGAGUUGUCUGCUAUUGUUUUUUUUUAUAGUGAUAUUUAGUUGAUGUGGAAAAUAGGACUGAAAGAAUCAAAAAUUCUUUAUUAAAUGUUUGCAGUAUUUAAUAUUGUUGACCUCUAUUAAAUGCCCAAUCAAUGUUCAAAUAGUAAUCUGUCCCGUCCAGUCUUAGGUUUAGUAAUUGUGACUUCAGGUGAUAUGAUCAAAUGACAAAAAAAUAAGUUGAUAUUCAAAUAGAAUCUCCUGUCCAUUAUUAUUAGGAUUUUUAGUUUAGUGACACCCUGUAUAGCUGUAAUAGUUAUGUUUCAAUCACAAUAAAGUAAUUUAUAUAUAAACUUAAACAUAGUACAUCCCGUCCAUUAUUGUAGGCUUAGUGAUUGUAUUAUAUUUUAUAUAUUAUGUAUAUGUUUUAGAACAUACAAUUUUAAAUAAUAAUGAUUUUGUACA